UUCAUUUUCAAGUCAGAUGUUUGGCUGCUGCUCUGUCCCCUGCAACAAGGAGCCAUGCCAGCUGGACACACACUUCUUCCGGGGCCUCUGGCAGCCAGGACAGAGUUGAGACCACAGCUGUUGAGACCCUGAGCCCUGAGUCUGUGUUGCUCAAGAAGGGCCUCCCCCAGCAAUGACCUCCUCAUUGCUUCUGGCCUUUCUCCUCCUGGCUCCAACCACAGUGGCUACUCCCAAAGCUGGCGGUCAGUGUCCAGCAUGUGGAGGACCCACCUUGGAACUGGAAAGCCAGCGGGAGCUGCUUCUUCAUCUGGCCAAGAGAAGCAUCUUGGACAAGCUGCACCUCAGCCAGCGCCCAACACUGAACCGCCCUGUGUCCAGAGCUGCUUUGAGGACUGCACUGCAGCGCCUCCACGGGGUCCCACAGGGGGCACUUCCGGAGGACAACAGGGAACAGGAAUGUGAAAUCAUCAGCUUUGCUGAGACAGGCCUCUCUACCAUCAACCAGACUCGUCUUGAUUUUCGCUUCUCCUCUGAUAGAACUGCUGGUGACAGGGAGGUCCAGCAGGCCAGUCUCAUGUUCUUUGUGCAGCUACCUUCCAAUACCACUUGGACCUUGAAAGUGAGGGUCCUUGUGCUGGGUCCACAUAAUACCAACCUCACCUUGGCUACUCAGUACCUGCUAGAGGUGGAUGCCAGUGGCUGGCAUCAGCUCCUCCUGGGGCCUGAAGCUCAAGCUGCCUACAGCCAGGGGCACCUGACCCUGGAGCUGGUACCUGAAGGCCAGGUAGCCCAGAGCUCAGUCAUCCUGGGUGGAGCUGCCCAUAGGCCUUUUGUGGCAGCCCGGGUGAGAGUUGGGGGCAAACACCGGAUUCACCGACGAGGCAUCGACUGCCAAGAAGGGUCCAGGAUGUGCUGUCGACAAGAGUUUUUUGUGGACUUCCGUGAGAUUGGCUGGCACGACUGGAUCAUCCAGCCUGAGGGCUAUGCCAUGAACUUCUGCAUAGGGCAGUGCCCACUACAUGUAGCCGGCAUGCCUGGUAUUGCGGCCUCCUUUCACACUGCAGUGCUCAAUCUUCUCAAGGCCAACACAGCUGCAGGCACCACUGGAGGGGGCUCAUGCUGUGUACCCACAGCCCGGCGCCCCCUGUCUCUGCUCUACUAUGACAGGGACAGCAACAUUGUCAAGACUGACAUACCUGACAUGGUAGUAGAGGCCUGUGGGUGCAGUUAG
Molecule: messenger RNA, 1231 nt
Organism: Piliocolobus tephrosceles (Ugandan red Colobus)
Lineage: Eukaryota; Metazoa; Chordata; Mammalia; Primates; Cercopithecidae
Gene: INHBC
Product: inhibin subunit beta C
Exons: 2
Coding region: 173-1231 (352 amino acids)
Cellular component (GO): extracellular region
Molecular function (GO): hormone activity; growth factor activity; cytokine activity
Source: RefSeq, a predicted model, not a curated record